CUUCUCUUUGUUUAUUACAACACGCGUAUAGAGAGAAAAAAAAGAGAGAGAUGAGCUGUGUUGGUAUUCUUAGAGGAGCAACCAAAGAUAUAGAAGACUUGAUGAUACCUAUCAUACUUUGGGAUACGUUGACAGUGGGUCGAAAUGAGAACUGUCAUUUCGUUAUUGAUUUCCCUUUUAUUGAUCAACUUCAGUGUGAAUUUACAGCACGAACUCAAGAGUUUGACAACAUUGUUUACUUGACGGAUAGAAGCAGAAAUGGAACAUUUUUGAAUCAGACACUCAUAGGUUGUAAUCGAACAGUUGUAUUGUUUCCUGGUUGCAUCAUUUCUUUUGUAUCAAAGCAUCUAAACUUUAUCUUUAUUCAAAAACAAAAAUGUCCCAAACCAAUUGAGAUGCCUAGCUCGUUUCAUUUGAAAGAUAGAAAGGCUACUGUUGCUGAUAUCUCUUUGGGUACAGGUAGUCAAGCCAUGAUCUAUUUGGCUUAUAUGGCUGAUCGACCUGCUGAACAAUUGGUGUAUCGAGCUAAAUUCUCAAGUCGAACAGUUUUCAUUUCAAAGAACGAGAUAGAGAUAUUAAAAGCCAAUAGACAUGCAAAUGUUAUUUCAUUGAUUACAAUGCAUGAUAACAACAUGAUUAUGCCUGCAUUCCCAGGAGGAUCGUUAAGUCAAUACAUUGGAAACGAUGAGCCAUUUACCGAAGAAGAGAGCUUUUUUAUAUUCUAUCAAUUAGCUUCGGGUCUUCAGUAUCUUCAUAAAAAAGGCAUUGUUCAUAGAGACAUCAAACCCGAUAAUAUACUGGUUUCAGGCACUUCAUUAAGGUCGCGUAUCGUCAUUGCUGAUUUUGGAUUAGCUAUAUAUGAAGGCGAUGCAGACAAGGUUCGUGAAAAGCAUGGGACAUAUGGUUAUUUUGCACCAGAAGUAGUAAAAUAUAAUCGAUUCAGUGCCAAAUCGGAUUGUUGGGCAGCUGGUAUCAUUUUGUUUAUCAUGCUAUUUGGUAGACAUCCAUUCGAAGAAUACUUGAAUGAUAUGACUCUGCUAACAGAUGCCAUCUUGAACGGAAAGAUUGAUUAUGAAGGACUUGAAAAAAAUGACGACCUUGAACUACUCUUGUCGAGUUUAUUGCAUGUAGAUGUCCGUAAACGUGCUUCCCUUGCCCAAUGUCUACAGUCAAACUGGAUAUUAAAAAGAGCCAAUAGUGAUUUUUUCCAAGAAUACAAAGAGAUGGUGCUUGAUCAUUUCGAAGAUGAGAGAAGAGUCUGGUUUGGUGAAGAUCUAAAGGACGAUCAAGCGUACUACCUCAACAAUUUACCUGUAGAUGAAUUAAAGCCAACCUAUCACGUGGAUGAUGAUCCUACUGCUGUUGAAGAAAUAAAGAGUAGGAGAGUAGAGCUCAAGUCUGGUUUAAAGAUAAAUACAGAAAUGAUAGAGAACUCACCAUGGAGUAUUGAAGAUUGGAUAAAUGCUAUCAACACCGAAAGAUUCCCUUACAAGACAUUAUAUCUAAACAAAUAAACUUAUUGUAAUAGACUCAUUGACUAAAUCAUUAUUUCAAUAACAAAAGAAAUAGUCAGUCUUUUGACAGAC
Rhizopus microsporus ATCC 52813 is the source of this 1586-nucleotide messenger RNA. RefSeq names its product kinase-like protein. The transcript has 14 exons. Lineage: Eukaryota; Fungi; Mucoromycota; Mucoromycetes; Mucorales; Rhizopodaceae. Gene Ontology annotation, molecular function: protein binding; ATP binding; protein serine/threonine kinase activity. The record is from RefSeq and is a predicted model, not a curated record. Gene Ontology annotation, biological process: mitotic DNA damage checkpoint signaling; protein phosphorylation. Gene Ontology annotation, cellular component: nucleus; cytoplasm. The coding region runs from base 51 to 1514 and encodes 487 amino acids.